CUUUUAUCGUCAGUCAAUCAUUCUUUUUCUAAAAGCUAAAAGAAGAAGAAUAAGAAGAUAAACUUAACCUAAAUUAUUUAUUAAAAAUUUCAAAUUUAUUUUUUUAUAAAUUUAAUGAUGUUUAAAGUGGUCCCUAUUUUAAGAUCAAAUAUAUCAAAUCACAUUAAAAGAGUCUGUAAACGAGAUUUUGGUCUCAGUACGAAACUGUUGAAAGAUGAUCCCGAAGACAUAGGUCCUAUUAAAUUCUCUGCUAGCCCUGCAAGUAAAUACAAAGCCAGAUCAACAAGAACGGGAUACUAUGAACCACGUUUAUGGUAUGAACCCUAUGUAAUCAUGACCAGUAUAUCCGUCUUUUUGGUUUAUUUUAUGUUUCUGAGGGAAGAAAAUGACAUUGACGAAGAUCUUGGUAGAAAUUUGUAUAGCAGAAUAGAAGGCUUAGAAGAACUUCAAUUAAGACAGUCUUUAGAAUACAAUCUUGCUCAUGGAAAGGAGUCUGCAGCUAUUGUAAAAAGGUUAAAGGAAAUCGAAGAAGAGAAGAAGAGUGCUUUAGAAGAAGAAGAAGUUCCUUAAUAUUUGUGAUUAGAAAAUUUUUAGUGUACUUUUGUGUAUUAAUAGGGUUUAUUCAAUAAAGACAAU
Psylliodes chrysocephalus is the source of this 636-nucleotide messenger RNA. NCBI's taxonomy places the organism in Eukaryota, Metazoa, Arthropoda, Insecta, Coleoptera, Chrysomelidae. The record is from the annotation of a GenBank genome assembly.